Messenger RNA from Pygocentrus nattereri (red-bellied piranha), 4582 nucleotides. RefSeq names its product somatostatin receptor type 5 (gene sstr5). NCBI's taxonomy places the organism in Eukaryota, Metazoa, Chordata, Actinopteri, Characiformes, Serrasalmidae. The transcript has 5 exons. Gene Ontology annotation, biological process: cellular response to glucocorticoid stimulus; neuropeptide signaling pathway; regulation of insulin secretion. Gene Ontology annotation, cellular component: neuron projection; membrane. Gene Ontology annotation, molecular function: somatostatin receptor activity; neuropeptide binding. The coding region runs from base 614 to 1831 and encodes 405 amino acids. The record is from RefSeq and is a predicted model, not a curated record.
GCUCCCUCAGUCUGCUCCUGCGCCUCCGGGAGUCAGGAGGUGUGUUUAGCGCCCUGAUUGAACUUUAUAGCGCUGAAAUCUGAGAGAAGCCUGACUCUGAGAAUGCAGCUCUACAGGUCUGAGCGCUGAUAAAGAGCUGCAGGAGCUCCGGGAGCCUCACGCCGGCCGGAGAGGACGUCAGGCUGGGCUUUUAGACUGGGUUUAUUUAUUUCUACCACACAGCGAUGCGCUGUCACUGCCUCAGAGCUGCGAGGCAGGCUGGAGUUCCUCCGUCGAGGCUGCUGUUGUUCUCUGAGGGGAAUUAAAAGCCUGUGAGCUGCGAGCGACCGGCGAGGAGCAGCGCCACAGGGGGUCUCUGAGAUCAGAUGAGUCUGCAGAAGACGGCGUUCGGUCUACAAAUACACGCAUAAAGCAGCCAGAGCCACCUCCACUAAAUCACCACGCUGACUAACGCUGCAUCGAAAGCAGCACCCAGGCGUCCAAACUCUGACAACAGCCCGUGGGCGUCCAAGACCCACUGACGUGUCACUUUUCCAUCCUUUCUCCACUCGUUCUGAUUCCUCCGUUCGCCGCCCCCUGCGUCCCUGGCUCUCUCUUCCCUCCCGGAUCAGGAAUGGAGCCGGAGGCCAGAUUGGGAUGGGAGGGUCCCCUCCUGGGGACCCUGAAUGGGACAGGAAUUCUGGGAACUACGGCGGUGCCAAGGAUGCAGGGACACAUGGGAAAUUUCUCCUUUAAUGUUUCAGACCAGAGUAUGCCGUUCCAGGGCAGCAGCACUAUGGUAACCGCCGUGAUCUCGCUGACCGUUUUCAUCGUGGGACUCAUCGGAAACACGCUGGCCAUCUACGUGGUCCUCCGCUACGCCAAGAUGAAAACGGUCACCAACAUCUACAUCCUGAACUUAGCCGUGGCCGACGAACUCUACAUCCUGGGCCUUCCGUUCCUGACCACUCAGAACGUGCUCUCCUACUGGCCCUUCGGCUCCUUCCUGUGCCGCGUGGUCAUGACCGCGGACUCUCUGAACCAGUUCACCAGCAUCUUCUGCCUGACGGUCAUGAGCAUCGACCGCUACCUGGCUGUAGUGCAUCCCAUCCGCUCCACCAGGUGGCGCCGGCCCCGGGUAGCUAAGGCGGUCAGCGCCGCUGUAUGGGCCAUCUCCUUCGUAGUUGUUCUGCCUGUGGUCAUCUUCUCUGAUGUCCAGGACACGUUCUACUCAUGCAACAUGAGCUGGCCGGAGCCGCGGGACGUCUGGUCAAUGGCCUUCAUCCUCUACACGGCCAUCCUCGGCUUCUUUGGCCCACUGCUGGUCAUAUGCAUGUGCUACCUGCUCAUCAUCGUCAAGGUGAAGUCGUCGGGCGCACGUGCCGGAUUCACCAAGCGGAGGCGCUCUGAGCGGAAGGUGACGCGCAUGGUGGUGGUGAUUGUGGUGGUCUUCGUUCUCUGCUGGCUGCCGUUCUUCAUCAUUAACAUCGUCAACCUCAUCGUCAUCCUGCCGGAGAACAGCCUGAUGGUGGGCAUUUACUUCUUCGCCGUCAUCCUGUCGUACGCCAACAGCUGCGCCAACCCCAUCCUCUACGGCUUCCUGUCCGACAACUUCAAACAGAGCUUCCGGAAGGUUCUGUGCGUGCGGAAAGCCAACGGUGUGGAGGACGGAGACCCUAGUAUGCCACGGACGGAGAAAACGAUCACGCACGAAUCCUUCUUACCGCCGAGAAACAACGACUUUAACGGACACGUGCAGAGCAGCCAGGAAAUGCAGUUGGAGCCUUGCUCGGGCACGACGCAGGAGCCCCAGCCUGCAAUGCCCAAAAUCAUUGGCCAGUCCUCGCUUUAAACCCUGCACUCUCUCUCUUUCCUUUCUCUUCUCUUCUCUGUCUGUCGUUGGUGUCUAUCUCUCUGUCUAUUCGUCUGUCUGUCGCUUGCUUGCUGUCAAAGGUGUGGCCUCAUACCCUGACUCCGCCCCCUGCGAGCCCGAUGACCCCACUCUCUCGCGCAGCAGAGCUCAGCCUUCACCAAGUGCCAUCUGUUGCCAUGGAGAGCUCCAGCCACGACCUUUGACUUCAUACUCUACCAAUCAGAAGGCUCCGCUCCAUGCGACACCAGUGACUCCACCCACUCACACUCACAGGUGCCAUCUGUUGCUAUGCUAGCAUCAUGCUACAGCCAAUUGGAGUAAAAGCAAGGAUGUCUGGAUGCUUCGUCUUGAUCGAUUGACCCAGUUGAGUUUGUAGCAGUUCCAAGCAGAAUUGCAUUAAUUUCAGUGGAAUUCGCUGCCGUUAAUGUUUUUGAAUAAAUUUAGUUUGUUAAACUUCUUGGCAAGUUCAACUUUAGUGAACUUUAGUAAGCGAGUUUGUGUCUUCAACCAAUAGCACUACUGCUUUGGCUGCAAGGAACUCUGAAGGGGCAUCCCUUCAUUUAGUAACACUGAACCUCCAAACUGGAGGAAACGCUAACUAGUGGCUAAGCACAACCCUUUUAACAUUUCUUUCCUCACUGGCUUUAAAUAAACUCAUGAAAGACAGACAGCAUACUAUGCGGUCAUUGGCAAAUGGCAAAUGUCUAGGGUGUGACUGCGGCUUUAAAAGUGACCAAGGCAUGUGCAGCAUAACAGUUCUCCAUGUUGGUGCGGUUAGCAAGUUAGCUUACGGCAAUGGCACACAAACAUAAUUAUAUUAGAUAAUUAUAUACUCACACGAAUGUAGUGCUGCACAAUAGCUAGCUGUGAUUAACCUACCAUAUACAGUAAAAACAUAAAAGUGAUCGCAAUUAUAUCAGAUAACGUGCUAGUUGAUGACAGGGGGGCAAUUGGUGUGCAUUAACCAAAAAGCUAACGUAGCCUUUCCUGCAAUGUAUCCACAAACCACAAACACAAAAAGACUCAAGACUGACCAUGUAUACAGGCUCACUUUCAUGUGUUUAUUUGUAGACAGAGAGGGAGAAAUGGCCAAAGGUUUGCGCUUAAACACAUCCAAAGUUAGCAUCUCCUCCAUUUUGGACAUUCAGUGCUAUGCAGCCCUUCAGAGAUCAAUACAGCCACAGCACUAUUAGUUGAGGUCGUUGACCACAAACGGGAACAUAAAAUUUAGUCGGCCUGGAAGUCUGCAACACGGAUUAACUGGCUGCGAUGAAUCCCAUUGAAACGAAUAUAACUUUCACUGCCUCGCUGAGAAAGUCGCUGGCAGUUUAAGUACGACUGGGCCUUUAAGCAAAAAAAGAAGGGAUGAAUGGAUGGAGAGAAAGAGACUAGUGAGAAAGGAGAACCAUGCUAGCUGCAUGGUUUAAAUAUUCCCUAAAGUUUUCACUGGUAGUCUGGGAGGUAUACACAGCCUGAGUCACUGCCGUGUUGAUCAGAAAUGCAGGCUGCUGUGCUGAUCAAAUACAGAUGCCAAUCUCUGACAGACUCAUUAGCUUAUCACACUCGCUGCCUCCGCGACUGCAGCGCAGCCCAGCUGUACUAAAGCAGCAAGAAUCCAUCCAGCCGACUCAUACGGGACUCAGCCUUCAAACAUCUUCUGCCGCUAUCGACCGAUACUCUGCAUCCAGUGCUCAAUACCCCACGAACCUUCAGCUGACCCCACUUUAUUGAAGGUGUUUCUACAGACUGUGCACCUCUCUCUUCUCCGCCUGUGGUUUAAAGCACCAGUCUUACGCAAACAGCACUGUUAGCUGCUUGCUGCUGUUUCUCUCCCUGCCCUACAGUGGACAGUCAAAAGCUAGUCUAUAUAUUCUCCCCCUUAUUCCAAGUGUAGUUAAUUAGCCAAAAAAUGCUUGGCGUCUGACAUUUGCUUUUUUAGUUCUGUGCUAGUGAAGCUAACGCAGCUAACGAGAUAAGGUUAGCUUAGCCACCAGAAACACUAUACACGUCACUGUUUAACUGAAAAAGGGUUGACUUGGCUGCCUUGAACCUCAAAUUCAAGUGUGACUAGUUCAAAAUGUUCAAUCUCUACCUUAAAAAAGCCAAAGAAAACACUGACGCAACUGGGAAUUCCUCAUUUAGCAUACAGAGUCGUAUUAGCAUGGCUUCUCACACUGUCAACAGCAACAAACCAGCACUUCUCAACUCUUAAAUGAGAUUUUUGUAGUUUUAGCUUCAACAUACAGAUACAGUAGCAAAUCUAGAGCAAUUACUGUACAGUUUGAGAAGGUAACUACAUUAUGAAUGUUAACAUUAUCACUCAUAUCACUAGCAUCAGCUAGCUAGCUUGACGCUAACAGUACUCAAUUUCAUGGGGGCGUCCAGUUUUUUCCGCACUUCAAACUCUUUCGAAUUUUAGGACAGAUGAGUUACUUCAGGUUGAGUUGUUAAGGUAAUCUUAAACAGGGUUUCUUAUGCCUGAACUUGUACUUGUGUUAGCCACAUUAGCCUUGUAGCUUCACUGUAAAACUAAAGAAGCAAACUUCAGACAGUAAACCAGUCUUGACUUAUCAGCUACAUCUGUGUAAAGGGUGCAAACUGUGUAAAGAUGAUUUAUGGCCAAACUGUUGCUUUAAAAGAGGUUCUAAGAGCUUUCAGAGCUCAGUAGCUGUUAGCCAUGAUGUAUGGAUGUUGUGUUCUCUGUGCUUCUGUAAUUAUCUGUUCAUCCUG